CGCGCGGCCGUGACACAGCGCGCGCCAGGCUUCCCCGCCCCGCCCCGGUCUCUGAGCUUUCGCUGCCGGACGGAAGAAGCCGGGACGCACCCUCCUUCCGCCCGGCCUGGCAGACGCUGCUCGGCAGCCGGCGCGUGCAGCCCAAUGACCGCGGACAUGCUGGACGCGGGGGAAGAGAGCACAAGAUCAGGAUCAGAAGAGCAAGUCCCUCUGUAUGAAGAAUUUAUUUACUGUUGUGGAGCUGCUACUCAGGUCUUAAAGUGUGGGCCCUGGAAAGACCUCUUGGAAACUGAAAGUAAAACUCUCCCCAGGCUCUUAUUUCUCAUUAUUCCAGGUAACCCAGGACUGGCAGGCUAUUACAGGACCUUCAUACGGGCAUUAUACCAUGGACUAAACCGGCGGUAUCCAGUUUGGGUUGUGAGCCAUGCUGGGCACUGCAAGCCCCCUAAUGGCAUGGGAAUGACAGAAGGUACUGAUUUACUACCUGACAAAAUGGAGUUUGUGGUUCCAUUUGCAAAUCCUCUCUGUGUAACUAAUAUAGGAACAGAUUCUGCCUUCAGUUACAAUGAUAUAAAUCCAGAUUAA
This is a messenger RNA of Chrysemys picta bellii (western painted turtle), 585 nucleotides long. Lineage: Eukaryota; Metazoa; Chordata; Testudines; Emydidae. The record is from RefSeq and is a predicted model, not a curated record.